UCCUUCAUCUCAUUCUUCCUAUUUUCUUUCCCCACAAAUCCCCAAAUGGCUUUUCUUUCUCUUCUCUUUGCUUUUUUCCUCACAUUGUUCUCCCCUGCACUUGGCCGUGGUGCUGGUGGUGGUGGAUGGAUCAAUGCUCAUGCCACCUUUUAUGGUGGUGGUGAUGCAUCUGGCACAAUGGGUGGAGCUUGUGGGUAUGGUAAUUUAUAUAGCCAAGGAUAUGGAACAAACACUGCAGCAUUAAGCACAGCACUCUUCAACAAUGGCUUGAGUUGUGGUGCUUGUUUUGAGAUUGUGUGUGUUAAUGAUGCUAAAUGGUGUUUGCCAGGAGCCAUUGUUGUCACUGCAACAAACUUCUGCCCACCCAAUCCUGGUCUACCUAACAAUGCUGGUGGUUGGUGCAAUCCUCCCAUGCACCAUUUCGAUCUUUCCGAGCCGGUUUUUCAACACAUCGCUCAAUACCGUGCCGGUAUUGUUCCAGUCGCUUACCGAAGAGUGCCAUGCAGGAAAAGAGGAGGGAUAAGGUUUACAAUCAAUGGACACUCAUACUUCAACUUGGUGUUGAUAACAAAUGUUGGAGGAGCUGGUGAUGUGCAUGCAGUGGCAAUCAAAGGGUCAAGGACUGGUUGGCAAGCAAUGUCCAGAAACUGGGGCCAAAACUGGCAGAGUAACAACUAUCUUAAUGGCCAAGCACUCUCUUUUAAGGUCACUACUAGUGAUGGCCGUUCAGUGGUGUCCUACAAUGUUGCUCCUUCUUCUUGGUCCUUUGGCCAAACCUUCUCUGGUUCCCAAUUCCACUAAUUUAUACUCUCCCAUCAUUCAUACAUAUAUAUAUAUAUAUAUAUAUAUAUGGUUAUUGUGUGUGUUUAUUUGGAUUUAAUUAAUAGGAGAUGAGAAGAAGAGAAGACAAGAGAAGGGAAGAAAAGAGUGGUGCUCUGCUUCUGGUUCUCUGUUUCUCUUGUGUUUAUCUCUUGUUAGAACUAAUAGUAAGUUUGGAAGAGGUGGAAAGUGUUACCACCCGCCAAUUGGUAUAUAGAAUUUAAGGUUCAAGUGUCUGAUUAAUUUGAAGGCACUGCUUUUGAUUUAAGUGGAGAGCUUUUUGGGGAGAAAAGCUUUUCAGAGUGUCA
Messenger RNA from Dioscorea cayenensis subsp. rotundata (Guinea yam), 1127 nucleotides. Its product is annotated as expansin-A1. Gene Ontology annotation, biological process: plant-type cell wall organization. The transcript has 3 exons. The record is from RefSeq and is a predicted model, not a curated record. Lineage: Eukaryota; Viridiplantae; Streptophyta; Magnoliopsida; Dioscoreales; Dioscoreaceae. Gene Ontology annotation, cellular component: extracellular region. Bases 46 to 801 code for a protein of 251 amino acids.